This is a messenger RNA of Eurytemora carolleeae, 3540 nucleotides long. Its product is annotated as ras-GEF domain-containing family member 1B. The transcript is spliced from 25 exons. Bases 292 to 2442 code for a protein of 716 amino acids. NCBI's taxonomy places the organism in Eukaryota, Metazoa, Arthropoda, Copepoda, Calanoida, Temoridae. Gene Ontology annotation, biological process: Ras protein signal transduction; positive regulation of GTPase activity. The record is from RefSeq and is a predicted model, not a curated record. Gene Ontology annotation, cellular component: plasma membrane. Gene Ontology annotation, molecular function: guanyl-nucleotide exchange factor activity.
CUUUAACUUAGAGUUAAAAUUUAAAUCAAAUAAAAAUCAUUAUUUUGCUGGGUGUCCUUGAAACAAUAUGAUUUAUCAUAAAUUAAGAUUUAAUCAUCUUAAACUUAAAUUUCCAUUCUCAUCCAUCAUAUUUUUCUGGAUAUUAUUAUAAGGUUUUUGCAAAUGCAUGUAUUUUUCCGUUAUUCAUGCACACUGCACAUAUAUAUAUAUUAUUUAAAUGUAUUUAUUUUUUUCAGAAAAUGAUACUAAAUAAAGCAUGAUGUCGAAAAGGAAUUUGACCCAAGUCUGAAGAUGGCGGGCGAGCUGGUCAAGUACACGAGUACGGCUACUGUACCAGUUACUGAGGAUGAGGCAGCGGCUGCAACCGCGGCGGUCCGGGAGAUGCUCGGGCCAGGACAGAAGGUUGUGAGUGUGGAGAAGAACGUGUGUAUCCGGGAGGAAGAGGUUCUUCUCGUCAAUGGUACACCCAUCACUUUGGAGGGGGAGGAGGGGAAGGCGAUCAAGGAUUGUUUGCUGACAGGGAUAAUACCUAAUCAGGAUCUUAUUAACCAUCUACUCUUGAAGGCUGGUCUUCUUCAGAAACCUGUCAAAGUGAAAACAGAGCUAAGCGUUAAAACCUCCAACACUCAAGCAGAGAACGUCUUUCUGCAUAAAAACGGGAAAAUCCUGGACGAAAAUUGCAGCGAAAAAACGGAAAUUAACGAAUAUUCGUCGCGAACGGAGGAGGAAUGGUUGCCGAUAUCGACGGACGAGCCGACGGAGACCGGUAAAUUGUUGCGGGACCGGCUGAAGUCGGCAGACUCAGAUUGUGUUCAUGAUCGGCUGGAGAAUCUGUGUCGCCAGAGGGCAGCAACUUCACAGUUAAGUGAUGGAUCCCGUGUUCCUGGUUUAUGCUGGAAGGAUGGAAUUGUUGUUUCUGGAACGUUAGAGGAUCUUAUACAUAAUCUUGUUCCAAGAGCUCACGCGACUCCUCCUGACUCAUUUUCCUUCUCCUUCCUUCUCUCCUCAAGACUUUUCCUCACUCCUUCUCAGCUCUUAGGAGAGGUUUGCAGAGGUUUGCAGGUAAAUCAAUUUCCUCACUUCUUCUUAGCUCUUUGGAGAGGUUUGCAGGUAACUCAGUUUCCUCACUUCUUCUUAGCUCUUAGGAGAGUUUUGCAGGUAAAUCAGUUUCCUCACUCCUACUCAGCUCUUAGGGGAGGUUUGCAGGUAAAUCAGUUUUCUCACUUCUUCUUAGCUCCAGGAGAGGUUUGCAGGCGAGCAGAGCAGCUUUCCCAUAUGAUGUCACGUGACUCAAUUCCUUCCUUUGUAUCUAAUCUAGUCAAAAUUCUUUCCAAUUGGAUUACAUGGUUUCCUUAUGAUUUCCAGGAGGAAUCUAUGAGAACCCGUGUACGAAAAUUGUCCCAGUUAUGUACCUCCCUUGAUCCAACUGUACAGACCAGAUUGACUCAGUUAUUACAAUCCUUGUUAAAGCACUUAACUGCAGUGGAAAAACAUAAGCAAUAUGUGUGCAAAGUUCGGAAAAUUCAAACAGACGGAGAGAGAAAUGGAUUACUUGUAGAUCUGUCACAGGUCUCCUUGAACGCAUGCACAGUAGCUGAGCAGUUGACCCAUAUAGAGCUUCAGUACCUGUCUUUCAUCGGACCUGAUGAAUUCGUCAACGCCUUCGCCAGGGAGGUCAUUGGACCAGCUUCCACUGAAGGUAAACUUGAUGUGAGUGUGCAUGAGCUCCAACCUGAAGCUGUUGAAGCCCGUCUUCGGGCGGGGAAAAAGACUCCAAAUCUUGAGUCGUAUAUAUCCUGGUUUAACCGGUUAUCCCAGUUGACCGGCUCAAGCAUAUGCUUCCUCAAGAAGAAGAAACAUCGAGUUAAAGUCAUCGAAUUUUGGAUUGAGGUUGCGCGUGAGUGUGUAAAUAUUGGAAACUUUAAUUCAAUGAUGGGAAUCAUUUCAGGCCUGAAUCUACAACCUGUUUCAAGGCUACGCAAAACAUGGAAUAAAAUACAGCUAGAUAAAUUUGACGUGUUGGGUCACCAGCUGGAUCCUAGCUCUAACUUUGUAUCCUACAGAACUACACUGCAGGCAGCAGUGAAUAGAUCAGAGAAAGCUACAGACAAAAAACAACGAGUUGUGAUACCUUUUUUUAGCCUACUGUUAAAAGACCUGUACUUUGUGAAUGAGGGAUGUGCUUCAAAACUACCUGAUGGACAUAUAAACAUGGAAAAGGCGAGAACCCUGGCGGAACACGUGUCCCAAUUCAUGAAGUGGAAAGACAUGGAAUCUCCUUAUGACAAGAAUACCCGUAUAUUGGACUAUCUAGAGCGCAGCGCAACUUAUUCGAAGGACGGGUUAGAGUUCCAGAGUUAUCUCCUGGAGCCACCGGAGAGUACACAAGAAAAAGAAAUUUACAAAUCUUUGAAACCUAACUUCAAGAAAUCCCUGAAAUGAGUAUAGACAUAUAUAUAUACAUAUAUGAACAAUACAAUACUGUUAAACAUUCGGUGAAUUUAUGUUGCUAAAGAGCUUAGAUUAGUACAAGAUUUUAAUGAAUCUCUAAUGUUAUAUUUUUACUUGUUAUCUCUCCGACCACAAGCCAAACAGUGAUCAGUGUUGAUUAUUUAAACUAAUCAGAAACAAUAUUAUUUUAAUCAAUUUAAACAAUAGAAGCAAAAAUUGUGAUGACUGAGAACAUAUUUCAUCACAUCCUGAGCAGGGAGAUGGUAGAUGAGUUGAACCUGGGGGAGGAGAAGAUGAUUCUUCAGAUGUUUACACAUCUUUGCAACAAUAUUGAUAUCAGGGAUUCCAUUGGUAUUGAAUCUGUUCUUAAAGUUAUCCUGGACAGAGUGGCAUUUUUCCCUGUCCGGCCUGCUGACAUGAAGACUGAACUUGAAAGAGCUGGACUUGAAGAAUCUUUGAGUAGAAAACUAUCUGAAGUCUGGUCCCAGCAUGCCAGACAGGUUGUCAGUUGGAGGAAAAGGGUUGGCUCUGAUAUUAAAGGUGUGAAUUUCCUUGUCUUAAAGGAUGUAGUAUCUGAUGAGGAAAGAAUACAACUCCAGUUGAACCUGUCAACCCCUGGAUCCAGGAUCUUGAACCUAUCCUUCUCCACAGAGACCAUGUUCCAGCUCUACAAUACCCUGGAGACGGUUCAACAGAAACUAGAUCAGCUCUGCUCUUAAUUUCUCAAUUCAAACAAAAUUACCAUAUAAUGAACAGUUCAAUUUAUAUAUCCAAAUGUACCAGAAAUUGUUUUACCAUGAUGACAUAAAGAAAUGUUGAAUAUUAAAUAUUUUAUCAAGCCAGUUUUAUAACAAUACAUCCUGAUCAGUGCACUUCCAUAUGUUUUUAUCAGUAGUUAUUAAGUUAUAAACUUUAUAUGUUUGUUUAUUUUUUUCUAAAUCAUUCGGGAUCAUGUUUUCAAAUAUUUCUUAUUAAUAUUUUUUAAUGAUUUAUGAGGCACUGUUUGUGAAGUUUCUCAAUUUAAAAGGCUUUAACGCUUUCGGAAACCCCGUCAAUAAACACUAACACUAAAAAAUUUAUACUUUGUGU